Adineta steineri is the source of this 510-nucleotide messenger RNA. NCBI's taxonomy places the organism in Eukaryota, Metazoa, Rotifera, Eurotatoria, Adinetida, Adinetidae. The record is from the annotation of a GenBank genome assembly.
AUGACGAAGUCUAUUUCAUCAUUACUUAUUAUCCUUAUCUUCUUCUUCCUAACACCUAUUGUUGAAGUAACUCCUAAUGCACAUUUUGUUCGACCAUAUACUGAAGGAUGUAUUGAUUCAUCGGAACCAUUUCAAUGUCCUCAAAGUCAACAAUAUAUUGCUCUCCAAUUUAUUUGUGAUGGUCAUCCAGGUGAUUGUCCUGAUAAUCUUGAUGAAAAUGAAGAAACAUGUAUUGCAGCUAAACAUCCAGUAAAGGAAAAUAUUGAAAAAUAUCUUCAUGCUGCAUAUACAUUUCUAUUUGGCGAAAAACUUUCGAGAAUGUCGAAAAAUAUUCAUAGUUUUGCUGAAAAAACAUUUAUGUCAUCAGGUGAUCUAGCACAUUUUCGAAAUAUUUUUCAAUUAAUUCAUGAUGAACGAUUAAAAGAUAUUCCUUUAUUUGCACAAGAAGCUGUUAAUCAAGGUCUUGCAGCCUUAGUUGAAAAGCUCUAUGACUCGGGAUUUAUGGAUUAA